AUGAAGUUUCCUUAUGUGUUCUCAUUAACGCUUUUAGUGAGAUUGUCAAGCUGUGAUGAUGCCGUUUUUGACCUCUCUUCUCCGGAUCCUUCCUUUGUCAGAGACUAUGAAAGUACCGUGGAUGGAGUAGUUUAUCAAUCAUUCUUUUCCAACGGAUUAUUCUUCAACAAGGUAGUAGAUGGUGGAGUUACUCUCUGGGAGGCUGAAGGAGAAGAGAAAUGUUCUGUACUAUUCACAAGUGUUGGUGAUAGAACAAGAGUCAUUCUCCAUGUAUGGGUUAAGGGUAUACCAUCCAGGAUGAUGCAUUAUGAGAAACUAGACGGAGAAUGGAAGCUUUCAACUGUAAGAGUUAAAGGUCGCCCAGUGUCUGACAAGCAAGAAUCACCACAGGAAUCUCUAGCAGACCUUGACUUUGCUAGUCUCGGAUGUCCCUUGGGAGGAUCAUUAGACGCAGAAGCUAAGCCAAAGGUUACUCUCCCUCCUGCAGAAUCCGAGAAAGAUGGUGAGGAACUAUCAGACCUUGAGGAGCAUAUACUAGAAACCAAAGUAGAAGAGCAUAAAACUCCAGAAGAAGACAAAUCGGAGAAAGGCGAUAAAGUAGAAGCUUCUCAAGAUGUUAGUACUCCUGUUUCUCUUGACUUUUCUAAUCUAGAUGAAACCAAGAUAUAUGUGGACAAACAAAAUCUUGUUGGAGUAUUACUAAAAGGCUAUUUUGGAAAGGACGGUUAUCACAUAGACUCGGUUGUAGAUGGUGAUGAGGAACUAUGGAAAGCAACUGAAGGAGCUAGCCAGAAGUGUAAACUUGUAGAGUAUUAUGCCAAGAAUAAUGUAGAACUUCUUUACCUGGAGACUUCAGACAGUAGUGAUACUAAAUAUAAAUAUCUUGAGAAAGUAAGCGGAACAUGGAGUGAAAUGGGUAAAGAACCAUUUAUUGAGAAGCUUUAUGCUAUGAAGAGUGAUUACUCUGAACCAACAGAAUCAGAUAAUGUAGUCACUGGGAAUAUUAUUUCUGCGGAAUCUAAAGAGGUGACCGAAGAGAAGGCAAAAGACUCACCUGUGGAGGAUUUCAAGCUAGUCAUUGAGAAAGUAUCUGAAGAUAGUAAAUCCGAUUCCAAUAAGGUAAAGGUGAAUGAACCUGCACCAACUCCCACUAAAGAGCCUAAAAAGAAUCUCAAGGGUACAUCUCCAAAAGAUGCUACUGAGCAAGCUCCAGUUCAGGCAGAAGCAAAGAAUCAUCCUAUAGCUCAGCAGCCAGCUUAUACACUUGCUCAACCACCUCAAGUUAACGCUGAUAAACAAGGAGACACUCCAGCUGCCAAAGGGCAGGGACUUCCGCCUGCUAACCCUGUCCAAGAUACACCAGAACCAGCGGCUGUUCAACAAGGACAAGCUAUUAAACCAGGAGAUGCUCCUGAUAUUCAAUCUAAUACACAGACAGUUCAAUCUAAAGAGGGACAGCCACCAAUCAAACCCGUACCUGUUCCUGAUUACAAAUCCAAGGUAGAUGGAUCACUAUUCGAUGUUGAAGAAGCAGAGGAAGAGCAUGUUAAGAUUCUUACACUCACAGCAAAGGAGGGUGUAAAGGCCAAGAGUCUCACAUUCGGAUCUGAUACAAUAUGGCCAGGGAAGAGUGAUGUGACAUGUUCCUCGGCUGUAUUGUAUAUGGAUGGAGAGAAGCCCAUUCUUGCAGCACUUGUUACCAGGGAUAAGAAUAAUAAGCAGGGGACAGUCUAUAGAUACCAUGAUGGUGAGAAGUGGGUGGAUGUUAAUGUGGAUGACCAUAACAAGAAUCUGACUGGUCUAAAGAAGAAGUGCCAUCCUGUUACUCUAGACAUUUCAAAGAAGGAUAACUCGGUUGGUACAUAUAUAAACACAACUAUUGAUAAGACACAUGUACACAAUUUCGAUCUCAAAAGUGCUACAGUAAUCAAAGUAGUGGAUGGAGGAGUUACUCUCUGGGAGGCCCCUGAGGGUAGUGGCUAUAAGUGCCUUUACGCAGACAAUGUCAUUGUAACAGAUAAAGAAACAUUGAAGUUAACCAUUAAAAUGGAUAAGAGGGAAGUAAUGAAUUUCAAGAAAGAAGGUGGUCAAUGGAAGAAGGUAGAUCCAGAGACAAACUCCCAAAAAUCUAAUUCUAACGGCUGCUCUCUGUCAUGCUUUUCACUAUACUUCUAA
Messenger RNA from Theileria equi strain WA, 2175 nucleotides. RefSeq lists its product as hypothetical. The record is from RefSeq and is a predicted model, not a curated record. The transcript has a single exon. Lineage: Eukaryota; Apicomplexa; Aconoidasida; Piroplasmida; Theileriidae. Bases 1 to 2175 code for a protein of 724 amino acids.